ACACGAUCGUGCCGUCACGGGGACGUCUCUGUGCCGACACGUUGUUAUCUGGGCAUAUACGCGUCUAUACGCCGACGCAAACGCCAUGAACGACGCUAUCGCGUAUAUUCACGUUCACGUUAUAGUUUUACAGCAGUAGCAGUAGACAUGCUAAUCGUUUUGUGAGAUAAAAAAGUAACUAAAUACAGAAAUAAUAAAAAUGUCCAAGUCAGCAGCACGUCUGAAAUUUGCAAAAAAAAUUGUUGACAAAGUGGAUCAUUCCUCAAAAUUACGAACCAACAUACCAGCCGGACAGGCAAUGCCAAGUCCACCUUUGGGUCCCCAACUUGGUCAGAGAAACAUUAAUAUAGCAGCUUUUGUUAAAGACUUCAAUGAAAAAACUGCUCAUUUAAAGGAAGGUAUACCUAUACCUUGUCGAGUAAAAGUCAAUCCCGAUAGAAGCUACCAUUUAGUAAUGCACAAACCACCUGCAGUUUAUUACUUAAAACAAGCAGCUGGAAUCCAAAAGGGUGCAUUGGCUCCACCAGAAGUUGUUGGUAAGGUGUCUCUGAAGCAUUUAUAUGAGAUUGCAGUAAUAAAAUCUGAAGAUCCACCACUUGCAUUAAUGAGCUUACAACAGAUCACUCAAAUGUUGGUAGGCAUUGCCAGAACUGUAGGUAUAGAAGUAGUAAAACAUUUAGAUGCUGAAGAGUAUAAACAGUUUUUAGAAGAAAGAAAAGUUAUAUUUGAACAACAACUGAAAGAACUAAAAGAAGCAAAAGAAGCAAAAAUGCUACGCACUGGUUAAAUAUUGUAAAAUUAGUCAUUUUUAUAUUUAAUUUUAUCAAUGAUAAUGUAUGUAAGAUAAUGUAAAUAAAACAACAUAACACAAAUAAUCUUCUUAUUUAUCAAACAAUUAAAAUUGUCCAUAGAAAGUUUUGGAGAAAAAAGGUUGAAUAAUAUAUGUUAAGGCUUAAUUUUAUAAAACAAAAAAUCUUUAUUCAAGAAAAAUAUUAAAGGUACAUUUUGUGUAAAAUAAUUAAACUUUUAAUCUUUUAUUGUUUAUUAUAUAUCUGUGAAUAAAUUUUUUAUUAACGAGAAAAAUGAUCACCUAUACAAUUAUAUGUGCAUUCGUAAAAAAUAAAAAAUAUGAGUCUACAAGCAAAACAACUAAUCAAUAAAUCUACAAUAAUUUCUUGAAACAAUUUUUCAGUUAUUGUUAAUGUUUGUUUCAUCAAUAUAGUUCUUUAUAAUUUCAAAACAAAAAAA
Molecule: messenger RNA, 1248 nt
Organism: Nasonia vitripennis (jewel wasp)
Lineage: Eukaryota; Metazoa; Arthropoda; Insecta; Hymenoptera; Pteromalidae
Gene: mRpL11
Product: 39S ribosomal protein L11, mitochondrial
Exons: 4
Coding region: 200-787 (195 amino acids)
Biological process (GO): translation
Cellular component (GO): ribosome; mitochondrial large ribosomal subunit
Molecular function (GO): large ribosomal subunit rRNA binding; structural constituent of ribosome
Source: RefSeq, a predicted model, not a curated record